Messenger RNA from Sinocyclocheilus anshuiensis, 1060 nucleotides. Its product is annotated as ras-related protein Rab-19. Gene Ontology annotation, molecular function: GTP binding; GTPase activity. NCBI's taxonomy places the organism in Eukaryota, Metazoa, Chordata, Actinopteri, Cypriniformes, Cyprinidae. Bases 307 to 963 code for a protein of 218 amino acids. The transcript has 3 exons. The record is from RefSeq and is a predicted model, not a curated record.
AACGUGUUGCAAUCCUCGUAGCUCAUAUAAUAUUGACUUUGAGGUUAAUGAUCAACAUUCUGUGAAGCUGAAGCACCUGCUUUCACUGACCACUAAACAUCAUCUGCAGUGGCUCUGUUUUGUAGCUUAGUUUUUCACGGCAGCAGAUAUUAAAUGUCAUGUUGUGUGUGCUUGUAGUUGAGCUGCUGCCUGCUGCACUACAUUACCCACAAUGCAGCUGUGCAGGUGGCGGUUUCACCUGUUUGUCCAGGUAGAGGAGGAAGGAGCGAGCGCACAGAGAGCAGCAGAGCACAGCAGAGCAGACUCAUGGAGCCAGAGGAUCCUCAGGACGACUCCUUCGACUUCCUCUUCAAGAUCAUCCUCAUCGGGGACUCCAACGUGGGCAAGACCAGCCUGGUGCAGAGCUUCAAGAGCGGCCUGUUCUCCGAGGCGCAGCAGAACACCAUCGGCGUGGACUUCACCGUGCGCACGCUCCACAUCGACGGCCGCAGAGUGAAGAUGCAGGUGUGGGACACGGCGGGACAGGAGCGCUUCCGCACCAUCACGCAGAGCUACUACCGCAGCGCUCACGGGGCCAUGAUCGCCUACGACAUCAGCCGCAGGGACACCUUCGACUCCGCGCUCCGCUGGCUCCACGAGCUGCAGCGCUUUGGGGCCGCCAACGUGCUCACCGCGCUCAUAGGUAACAAGCGCGACCUGGAGGCAGAGCGGCAGGUGCCGUUCUCAGACGCCUGUAAGCUAGCGGAGGAGCAGGGCAUGCUAGCGGCUCUGGAGACGUCAGCGCGGGAGAAGCGGAGCGUGGAGGAGGCGUUCGUCAUGAUGGCACGGCAGCUGCUGCAGCAGAACGGCCUGAGCGUCACGCCGGACGCUGACACACACGUGCUGCUGCGCACUAACUCUCGCGCCGUCAUCAGCGGGCCGUUGCUAGCAGAGCGCCAGAAGCAGCAGCCCUGCCAGUGCUGAACGCAACACAAGGGGCCGUUCACUACAGUGCGCUGCUUUACAUUCUUUCUCUAUGAAUACAUACUAUGACUGGUGCAUCGCGUCUUGCACAUGGGCG